AUGUCUGCAGCGCGCGCGGCUCCGGGGAGGCGCAGGGGGAGCCCCCCGCCGCUGCGGGGUCCCAGCCUGGCGCCAGCCCCGAGCUGCGGGGAUUUAUUUGGGGGGGGGGUGGGGGGGUGUGAGGGAUGCUUUGGGGGGGGUCCAACCCCCGUCCCCCCCCCAUCCCCACGCUGGGGGUGCCGCUGUCGGUGGGGCCGGCCGUGCGUGGCGGGGGCGCCGCGUCCCGCUGGGCCCCCACCUUGCCCCCUCGCCUGGCCCCCCCCCCAGGUGGCGGGCAGGAAGGGGUUCCCCCACGUCAUCUACGCCCGGCUGUGGCGCUGGCCGGACCUGCACAAGAACGAGCUGAAGCACGCCAAGUUCUGCCAGUUCGCCUUCGACCUCAAGUACGACAGCGUCUGCGUCAACCCCUACCACUACGAGCGCGUGGUGGCCCCGGCCAUCGGUCUGAGCAUCCCCAGCGCAGUGCCCCCCGCCCGCCUGGUGAAGGAGGAGUUUGUCCAUGACUGUGUGCAGAUGGAGGUGCCGCACGGGGCCAAGCGGGCGCCGCGCCCCCCCGCCGAGCCCUACCGCCCGCCGCUGCCCCCCCCCGCCGCUCCCCGAAUCCCCCCGCGCCCCCGGGAGCCUCUACCCCGCGCUGCCCAUGUCGCCCCCAGUGGCCCCCGGCGGCCCCCUGCUCCCGCUGCCCCACGGCGAGGGGCUGCUGCGGAUCGCCUGCCCCACCCCGCCCCCGGCCACGCCAGCGCAGCCCCCCCCGCAGAACGGGUACCCCGCGCCCCCCAAGCCUCCCUACCACGGUGAGUACCGGGG
Molecule: messenger RNA, 807 nt
Organism: Oxyura jamaicensis (ruddy duck)
Lineage: Eukaryota; Metazoa; Chordata; Aves; Anseriformes; Anatidae
Product: mothers against decapentaplegic homolog 9-like
Exons: 4
Coding region: 1-798 (265 amino acids)
Biological process (GO): regulation of transcription by RNA polymerase II; anatomical structure morphogenesis; SMAD protein signal transduction
Cellular component (GO): heteromeric SMAD protein complex
Molecular function (GO): DNA-binding transcription factor activity, RNA polymerase II-specific; I-SMAD binding; RNA polymerase II cis-regulatory region sequence-specific DNA binding
Source: RefSeq, a predicted model, not a curated record